Molecule: messenger RNA, 292 nt
Organism: Onychostruthus taczanowskii (white-rumped snowfinch)
Lineage: Eukaryota; Metazoa; Chordata; Aves; Passeriformes; Passeridae
Gene: MED29
Product: mediator complex subunit 29
Exons: 1
Biological process (GO): regulation of transcription by RNA polymerase II
Cellular component (GO): mediator complex
Molecular function (GO): transcription factor binding; transcription coregulator activity
Source: RefSeq, a predicted model, not a curated record
CCCCCCCAGCGGCUGGCCCACGAGUGCCUGGCGCAGAGCUUCGACAGCGCCAAGCACGCCCCCGCGCUGGUGCCCGCGGCCCCCAAGGGCGAGGGGGGUCCCGGGGGGGGCGCCGAGAGCCUGCCCUACACGCAGUACCUGCCCCUGAUCAAGGCCCAGAUCGCCGGCGCCAAGGACAUCCACAACGCCCUGCUGGAGGGCACCAACAAGAUCACGGGCAAGCUGCCCCCCCCGGGGGGGCCCUGACCCGAUUUGGGGGUCCUGGUGGGGUUUGGGGGGGUCCUGGUGGGGU